Magnolia sinica is the source of this 3201-nucleotide messenger RNA. Its product is annotated as disease resistance protein RPS5-like. Gene Ontology annotation, molecular function: protein binding; ADP binding. NCBI's taxonomy places the organism in Eukaryota, Viridiplantae, Streptophyta, Magnoliopsida, Magnoliales, Magnoliaceae. The record is from RefSeq and is a predicted model, not a curated record. The transcript has 4 exons. The coding region runs from base 130 to 3201 and encodes 1023 amino acids.
AACCUUCUCAGGGAGGUUUAUUUUCGAUCUAAACGGUUUAUAUAAGUUCUUCCAAAUGAAUUAACAUUGAACUCCUCAAUUGCAUUUUGAGAGCUCAUUUCCACCCAUUUUCUUUUUCCCUCCUCAGACAUGGAGUGCAUCAGUCAAAUCAUCAACAUCAUAUCUAGAUGGUGGGAUCCGAUCGCUCGUCCCCUCAUUGAGCUUGAAGACAACUUCAGCUCCCUUAAGGAAGCCAUGGAAGAAUUGAAAUGCGUGAGGAAUGACGUGAAGACAAGGGUGGAAGUCGCAGAGAGGGGGCUUCUCAAAUGCAAGGAAGAGGUUCAAUUAUGGCUAAAAAAGGUAGAAGAAGCGGAAGGAGAAGUGAAUGCAAUGGAAGAAACUUUCAAGCAAAUGAUGAGGUGUCUUUGGAAUUUCCAUCCAAAUUGUUGGUCGGCCUACAAGCUUAGCAAGUGGGCGGAGAAGAAGCUGAAAGAUGUAGCUGUGCUGAAGAGCAAAGGUGAUUCCUUCAAAGAGGUGGCGAACAAGCAGCUUCCCGAUGCUGUUGAAGAGAAGCCUCUUACAUUAGCUGUGGGCAGGGACUUGGUGUUGGAGAAGGUUCUAAACUGGAUUGGCCAAGGCAAAGUGGGAGUUAUUGGAAUAUAUGGAAUGGGGGGUGUGGGGAAAACAACACUUCUGAAUGAUAUCAAUAACCAAUUCCUUAAAAGAAAUGAUGAUUUCUAUGUUGUGAUUUGGGUGGUGGUGUCUAAAGAAUUAAAUGUAGGAAAGAUUCAGAUGGAUAUUGGCAAGCGAUUGGGCUUGUCUUGGCCAGAGAAUGAAAGCAACAACCAGACACGGACUCAUGACAUUCGCAAGAUCUUGAGCAAUAAGAAAUUCAUGCUGUUGUUGGAUGAUAUUUGGGAAUCGUUGGAUCUAGGGAUGGUCGGAAUUCCUCAUCCAAGCAGCCAAAACAUGAGCAAGGUUGUUUUCACUACACGAUUUGAGUACGUCUGUGGCCACAUGACCGCCGACAAGAAGAUUAAAGUAGAAUGUCUUCCUGAGAAAGAAGCAAUGGAUCUAUUUCGACGGAAUGUUGGUGAAGAGACCAUGAAAUACCAUCCAGAGAUACCGAUCCUUGCCAAGAGCGUUGCUAAAGAGUGCAAGGGUCUGCCCCUUGCGCUCAUCACCAUUGGGCGGGCCAUGGCAUGUAAGAAGACACCACAGGAAUGGAAGCAUGCUAUAUCAGUUCUGAGCACAAGCAAGCCACCAUCGGAGAUAUCAGGUAUGAAUGAUAAAAUGCUUUUGCGCUUGAAAUUCAGUUAUGAUAAUCUCGAUGGUGACACAAUUAAAUCGUGUUUCCUAUACUGCGCACUGUUUCCGGAGGACUUCAACAUUAGGAAAGGAAGGCUUAUAGAUUACUGGAUAGGCAAAGGAUUCUUAGAUGGGUGGGAUGAUGAUCUUGAUGAAGCCCAUAACAAGGGACAUGAUAUCAUUGGAAGAUUAAAGGCUGCAUGCUUGUUGGAGAGAGGUUCUGAUGAAAAAACAGAGGUAAAGUUGCAUGACGUGAUUCGUGAUCUGGCCUUAUGGAUAGCUUCAGAGUGCGGGAAGAAGAAGAAUAGGUUUUUGGUGAGAGCAGGCGUGGGACUGACGCAUGCACCGGUGGUUGAGAGCUGGAAGGAGGCCGAGAGGAUAUCUCUAAUGAAUAAUAGAAUAAAAGAAGUAACAGAGACACCUCAAUGCCCCAACCUCUUAACCUUGAUGCUCCAAUCGAAUUUAAAUUUUCGAAAAGUCCGCCCCGAGUUUUUUCAGUUCAUGCCACUUCUUAGGGUCUUGGAUCUGUCACAUUCAUUUUUAAAGGAGCUUCCAGCAGGGCUCUGUAACUUGGCAGAGCUACGAUAUUUCAAUCUAUCAAACACGGAGAUCACAUCAUUGCCUGAAGAGAUUGGAAAUCUGGUAAAGCUGAAGCAUUUGGACUUGGGGUAUAUAUCUACUUUGGGCAUAAUUCCUCGAGGGGUAAUCUCCAGGCUUUCUGAGUUAAGAGUGAUCAAACUAGAAAGGAGUUAUUCAAAGUGGGAAGAAGGGAGUGAGGGAUUAAAUAUGAGUGAGUUGGAAGGCCUCGAACGUUUAAACCAUCUUAAUCUCACCUUAUCAAAUGUGCAUGCUCUUGAAAGGUUGCUCUGCUCUAGCAAGCUACAGAACGUGACUCGGAAUCUAUUUCUGAUGAAUCUGACUAUCUCCAACCAACGAUCAUCCCUUUUAACUGCAAUGAAAAGUCUUCAACGGCUUAAUCUUCGCCACUGCAAUGGGUUGGUGGAGGUGACAAUUAGUGGGUAUGUAAAGGAGGAUGACGAUUAUCCUGUUUCGAGCCUAGAAUGGCUCAGCCUUCGUGAACUCCCCCACUUAAAUUGCAUUCGGGUGGGCCGCGGAUGCUUCAGAAACCUUCACACAAUAAGGAUUUUGUUCUGUUACAAGUUGAAGAAAAUUUAUGGUUUACUACAACUUGGAAAUCUUGAAACAAUUUUUAUAAAAGAUUGCUAUGAGCUAGAAGAAGUAAUAGGUACGGUCAUUCCUGAUGAUGAAGUUGCAGAUAUAGGGCUAAUGCAACUAAAACGUAUGACACUCUUGAACCUUCGAGAACUAACGAGCAUCUGUAGCUAUGCACUGCAUUUUCCUUCCUUGGAGGAAAUCUACGUCUUUAAUUGCCCAAAGUUGAAAAAGCUCCCUCUUUCUCUCCAUAGCGCACACAAUUCUCUAAGGAAGAUACGUGAAGCAGAGUUCCGCAAGGAAUCUGCCGCGAAGGAUUUCGCAAUCCGGCCAGGCCUCUCCUGCACAGCCCCUGGCACCUAUAAAGAGAGAGAAGAAAGAGAAAAAAAGAGGGCUGGAAGCUGGAACGUGAGAGGAAGAGCAGAGAAACGCUGCUUGGCAGGGGUUGGCUUUGAAGGAAGGAAGAAAAGGAAGAAACGUGAAGGUGCGGGAGAGAGUACAGAGAGGUUGGCUGCUGGCAGCGUCGCUUGGGCUGGACCUGGACCUGAAGCAGAGUUCCGCAAGGAAUCUGCCGCGAAGGAUUUCGCAAUCCGGCCAGGCCUCUCCUGCACAGCCCCUGGCACCUAUAAAGAGAGAGAAGAAAGAGAAAAAAGGAGGGCUGGAAGCUGGAACGUGAGAGGAAGAGCAGAGAAACCAUGGGUGGCGGUCUUGGCUUUGAAGAAAGAAGAGAUCAGCACGUGA